UUCACACUGUACUAAAACUGAUCCGAUUAGGAACAUUUCAUUUGAAGCUAAUUUCACGUCUACACAAUAUUCAAAGACCUCAUCCAGAGAACUUAAUGAGAACACACAUCUCCAGCAAUCACAUGAUGUUACAAAGAAAACAGUUGGUCGUUUUGUUAAGGCCUAUGUGUACCAUAGUUCGAAAUAACACAAACAUUUUGAAAGUAUUAGCGCCGAAAUAUUCCAUAAGCAUACCGUUCCUGGAGAUUCACUUUUCUUUUUCUAUAACGGUAAAUUGUUAAAUAAGGAAAAUUAACCAAUAAUAUCCGAUGACGGCAAUAUCCACAUCACUGUAAAAGGCGUUGGUGGUAUGAAUCGGGACAGCCUCCCACCACAAAUGGACAGCCAUCCAGACACGGACUCACAAAAUGAUGAAGAAGGUAUAUUGACAGAAAGGGAUGAAAUUGGCGUAGGCACCAAUAUGGCAUCACAUCCAAAAUCUGAGACAGAAAAGUGUUUGGAUUCCAAUGAGCAAAAGGAGGGAAAAUUGGAGGUAGACACGGACUUAAAAGAAGAAAUGGAAAGAUAUGAGCUAGUUCUAGCACAAAGGCGAUCGAAAUAUACCGAAAAGGCAGAACCGCUUGAAAAAGAGUCCGAACAUAUAACAGAGGAAAACGUGAAAGAACCGGAGCGGUUACCUUCAAAUAAGACAGAGAAAACGCACAACUUAUUGCACGAAAAUGAAAAGAAAUCUCCUGAACAAAACCGAGAUCUGACUUCGCAAAAAGAUGAAGAUGGAAACAAAUCAUUGAAAAACUUAAUACGUACCUUUGAACGAGAUCCUGAACCACAUGAAAAAAGGAAAAGCGAUUCAAGCAUCGAUAAGUCAUCAAACAUGCCUCAUCCAAGGCCUUACUCUGCCGGGAAAGGUGUUGCUGACAUGAAACAUGGUGGUUUCCUACAACUAACCAAAGAACAGUUGAGACAUGCUCAAGUAAACAAAUCAGACUCGGCAAUGCAAGGCGAAGAAGAUAAGAAAGCACGUGUAAGCGAAAUACGCCGUUCCUUUGAACAACCACAUAUUUCACAGCCAGUUGGUAGCAGUCAGUCUCCUACCGAUCCUUCCGGUGAUUCACAAACCCAAAACUACGAAAACAUGAUGUUAGACGAUGAGCUUCGAAUUGCAUUGAUUGGUAAGACGGGGUCUGGAAAAAGUGCAACAGCCAACACUAUACUUGGAGCAAAUGUCUUUGAAUCUCAGGCUGCUGGAAGUUCCGUGACAUUCAAAUGUCAGUCUGCACAAGCUUCUAGAUUCGGGAGGAGGAUCUAUAUAGUCGAUACACCUGGAACAUGCGAUACUACUGUUAAAAGGGAGGACACAAUUGAAGAGGUCAGACGUCUUGUCAACAUGACGGUACCAGGUCCCCAUGCUAUUAUUCUUGUAGUUGGUAUAGGGAGAUUUACAGAGGAAGAAAAACAAGCUGUUUCAGAUUUGUCUAAACUGUUUGGUAAAGCCAUGUAUAAAUACCUUAUUGUGGUAUUUACGCGGUUGGAUGACUUGGAACAUGAUCAACAAAGUUUAGCAAAAUAUAUCGAGGGAAGCCCAGAAGCUCUGAAAAAACUGCUGAAUAAAUGCGAUAAUCGGUAUAUCGGUUUUAACAAUCGUGCUUCGCCGGAUAUAAGAGAAAAACAAGCUAAAGCAUUAAUCAAAAUGAUAAAUAAAUGCAACGCUGACAAUGGUGGGUCCCAUUACUCCAACGAUAUGUAUCGGAAAGCCAUGAAAGAAUUCAGAAAGACUGCAUUGCAAAGUCAAAAGAAAGAGAAAGAGGAAAACGUCAGGCGCGAAAUGCAGACAAACCUCCGCAAAACGCAAGAAGAGCUAGAAGACGAAAAUCGGCGUUUGAGACGUGAGCAACAGGAAGCAAAAGACCGUGCUGAGAGGACUCGAAAUGAGCUUGUCGAACUGGUAAAUGAAAAGAAGCGCAAUAGUAAGCUUAUGGAAGAAAGAGAAGGCGAAGAAGAGUAUUGUGAUAUGAAAGAGCUGAUAGAAAAGACACAGGCAAAAUUAUCAAAGCAAAUGAGUGAAGGCUGCUCAGAAGAAAACAAGAUAAAGCAGAAUUAUGUAGAAAAGCAUCAAUCGUUAUUACAAAAACAAAAAGCCUUUGAAUUAGCUCGCUUGGAACAAGAAGAAUUAUAUGACAAAUUCGUGCAGGAUGCGAAGAAAAGAGAACAGGAACUUGAAGAGAAGUUGAAUCGAGUAAAGGAACAAAAUGAAAAGGAGCAUAAUGAAAUACUGAAAUUUCGAAAGAAAAAUGAAAUGGAAAACGUUAAAAAGAAAUCAGUCUGUUCGAUACUGUAAAUGAAUCUAAAUGGACACUUACGGUCUCUCAUACUCAUUUAUAUGAAGUGUUAUUUUUUGUGAUGUCGAUGUCUAAAUUGUUUUACAAAUAUCAUCCUUCAAAUCAUUCGCCUAAUUGAUAGGCAUGCAUUGUAGCUCCGAUACCUUCUACGUUCAGAGGAAGUGUAAGUCAGUCAUUCGACAGUCGUCCUCAGUUGCCGUAUUUGUAAAGUCAGAGUGGUAAAGUAACUGGGAACUCUACAUUAGUAGGCAAAGAUAUGAAACGUAAAAUCAAUAAAUCAAUACAUAUGAAUGUGUAAGUGAAUUUAAACGGAUUAGUCGAAUUUGAAUUUUUUUCUAAUUCUCAAAACUUACCAAAAUGAAGUUCUUGGUGCCGCAUUUUGAGAUCCUGCGGUAUUUCAGGUCUUUUCGUGCUGAAAUCAUUCCGCAUAUUUUCAUGCGCUUAUUCAUCAUUAUGGUUACCUGUUUAAAUUCAGUUAGACGCUUAUUUCUUAAUUCGUGAAAAGAAAUUGUUCAUGGUAAUAUGUAUAUUUGUAUAGAUGAUAACUAAAUUAAAUCCACCUAAGAAUCUCUUAUUUUUAAUGACUUCAUUGUUGACGUUGUGUCAUACAAAUAUUAUCAUUGAAUUGUUUAAUAAUAUGUUGCCUUAUCAAAGUUUCUAUCUAGAAUAUAUCAGCCCAAAAUCUUUGGCCUUUUACUUUAACAUGGUAUAUGAUUAGGAACCUACCGUUACGUUUCAAAAACAACACAAUGUUUGAUUCGUGAAAAAUGGACACGAAACCAAAGACAUCAGACUCCUAUAAUUCGGUCUUAAAAUGGACUCGGAAUGAUUCACAAUAUUAAGUUUGAAAACACGUCAUUUCAUAAAACGAAACAUCGAGAAAGUGCGAACAUCAUAGCAACUUUCGUUUCAGAUCUCACAUGUAAGCCGAGAGCGAUGACCCCGUUUCAAUGUCUUAGAUAUGUGACGUCACAAAUUCAACGCGGUCGACUCAGCCCUAUCAUACUCUUUCUAAUAAUAGGGCGAUGUCCCAUAAUAUGUUCGGCCUAUCAUGUGAUUAAACAAAGUUUCGAUCUUCUUUUCAUUGCGAUAUAUGCAUAGAUGCAUAGAAGUUAUUCGUACACAGACACUUAUUUUAACACUAAGUGUUUGUUUCUAAGUGUUGUGUAUAGGGAUGUCGGAACACACAUGCAGAUAAUGCCAAUUACAUGCAUUUCCGUUGCAGUUGUCUGUGUUUGAAAAUAUUAAGUCAAAUUAGGGAAAGUGGAAAAGACCUAAAAGAUGUUCCUAUUGUAUUUAAAACACUUCUUUACAAGUCCUGUUAAAACGACAGUCAUUCCAGCUUCCCCCAGUCCAUCAUUCUGUAUACUACUCGUCCAGCCCUGGACUCCUUGUGUAUCUAUAUAGCUUCAAAGACAUUUAUAUGAUAUUACCAGAGACCCGUGAAGUACGAAAAAUAAUACUUUUCCAUCAAACGUCUAGUACUUGGGGUAAAGGUGUUCUUGUUUUUCAGCAGAUUCAUUUGCAAAGGGUAAUUUUAUAUGUAUUAUAUACGUGUAUAUAUUUGUUUUUCAGUUUCUUUUUGCACACAGGAAACUGAUAAUAACAGAUAACGAUAAACUAAUGUCACGUCGCA
This is a messenger RNA of Pecten maximus, 3975 nucleotides long. RefSeq names its product immune-associated nucleotide-binding protein 9-like. The record is from RefSeq and is a predicted model, not a curated record. NCBI's taxonomy places the organism in Eukaryota, Metazoa, Mollusca, Bivalvia, Pectinida, Pectinidae. Bases 350 to 2338 code for a protein of 662 amino acids. The transcript is spliced from 8 exons. Gene Ontology annotation, molecular function: GTP binding.